Messenger RNA from Lutzomyia longipalpis, 4957 nucleotides. It is a transcript of the gene Src64B, whose product is annotated as tyrosine-protein kinase Src64B. Gene Ontology annotation, cellular component: extrinsic component of cytoplasmic side of plasma membrane. The record is from RefSeq and is a predicted model, not a curated record. The transcript is spliced from 3 exons. Gene Ontology annotation, molecular function: signaling receptor binding; ATP binding; non-membrane spanning protein tyrosine kinase activity. Gene Ontology annotation, biological process: cell surface receptor protein tyrosine kinase signaling pathway; protein phosphorylation; cell differentiation. NCBI's taxonomy places the organism in Eukaryota, Metazoa, Arthropoda, Insecta, Diptera, Psychodidae. The coding region runs from base 264 to 1871 and encodes 535 amino acids.
GGUACGAGAGCAGAUGUCAAUGUUGGGUCUCUUUUUAUAAUUACUAUAUAUUGUGUAGGGCUGAAGAACAAAGUGAAAAUUUUGUGCAAUUAGCCCCAUUUUCCCUCAAACUUCUCACCUUUAAUCGCGUCUCAAGGCAACGUAGUGAUCGCAUUCUUAUGGUUUGUCGACUCCUGCGGUACGGUGAGUGAGUGCGAUUACGGGAUUUUGUGACGGAGGGUGGGCCUGGACGUGGAGCAGAGCUGUGAAGGAAGCCGCGCGCGAUGGGGAAUAAUUGUUGCACAAAACACCAGCAAGACUUUGCCGUGGCCACCGCCACUGGCUACAAGAUGAAUGAGUCGGCCUUUAUGGGGCCACACACGAAGCAGCUCAACAGCAGCAGCCUCGAGUAUCGCUACACACCAGAUCCCAAUAUUGUGCAGCUGAAGCUCACGGCAAAGAGUGGUGUUGACAUCAUACGACCCCUCACGAUCCCCGGACACGGGGCUGGCAGUAAUGUGAAGAGGCGCAUUGUUGUGGCACUGUACAACUACACAGCACGCGAGGAUACGGAUGUGAGCUUCCAGAAGGGCGACCGGAUGGAGGUGCUCGAUGACACAGAGUCCGAUUGGUGGCGCGUGAUUCAUCUCACGAGUCGCAAGGAAGGGCUCAUCCCGUGGAAUUUUGUUGCAGAAGAACGCAGCGUCAACAGUGAGGAUUGGUACUUUGAGAAUGUGUCGCGCAAGGAGGCGGAUAAACUUCUUUUGGCUGAAGAAAAUCCCCGUGGAACGUUCUUGGUGCGCCCAUCGGAGCACAAUCCAAAUGGAUUUUCACUUUCAGUGAAGGAUUGGGAGAGCACCAGGGGCUUCCAUGUGAAACACUACAAAAUCAAACCACUAGACAAUGGUGGUUUCUACAUUGCAACAAAUCAGACGUUUCCGUCCCUUCCGGCUCUCGUCAUGGCGUACAGCAAAAAUGCCCUGGGCCUGUGUCACAUCCUAUCGCGUCCAUGCCCAAAGCCACAGCCGCAAAUGUGGGAUUUGGGGCCUGAAUUGCGUGACAAAUGGGAGAUUCCACGAUCGGAAAUUCAACUUAUCCGGAAGCUGGGUCGUGGGAAUUUUGGGGAGGUGUACUACGGCAAAUGGCGCAAUAGUAUUGAUGUGGCCGUUAAGACACUCCGUGAGGGUAGCAUGUCGACACAGGCUUUCCUCGAGGAGGCGGCCAUCAUGAAGAAGUUCCGACACAAUCGUCUCAUUGCCCUGUAUGCGGUGUGCUCGCAAGAGGAGCCAAUCUACAUUGUGCAGGAGUACAUGUCCAAGGGGAGCUUGUUGGACUUUUUGCGCACCGGUGAAGGGCAAUUCCUCCAAUUUGCCGAUUUAAUCUACAUUGCAGCCCAAAUUGCCAGUGGAAUGGAGUACUUGGAGAGCAAGCAGCUCAUCCAUCGCGAUCUGGCGGCACGAAAUGUCCUCAUUGGGGAGAAUAAUAUUGCGAAAAUUUGCGAUUUUGGUCUUGCACGCGUUAUUGCGGACAAUGAGUACUGCCCAAAGCAGGGAUCACGAUUCCCUGUUAAAUGGACAGCCCCCGAAGCCAUUAUUUAUGGGAAAUUCUCAAUAAAGUCCGACGUGUGGUCAUUUGGUAUUUUGCUCAUGGAGCUCUUCACCUACGGGCAGGUACCGUAUCCGGGGAUGCACAGUCGUGAGGUGAUUGAGCAAGUGGAGCAGGGCUAUCGAAUGCCCCAGCCGGCUGGAUUCAAUCUACCCAGUGAAAUUUAUCAUCUCAUGCUCCAGUGUUGGGAUCGUGUACCCGAGAAGAGACCCACAUUUGAAUUUCUCAAUCACUACUUUGAGAACUUUACCGUCACAUCGGAGGUGCCCUACCGAGAAGUCCACUAAAGAAUCUCUCUCUCUCUUUGACGGUAAAUUCUAUCAAUAUAGUUUUUCUCCUCCACCCUUCCACUCCUCUACUUCGUUCUCUCUCUUUCUUAGAGUGUUACCUGUAGUGCAUUUAUUUUUUUAAGUUUCUUUUUUACUUUUUUACGUUCGUAUUUUAUCCGAACUUCUUUAUUUUAUUAGUAAACUGCUACUAAAAUUCGUCAUUUUUGCACAGUCUUUAAAAAAAAUGAGAUUAUCCUUUUAAACGAUUUAUUUUCCAGUAAAAAAGUGAGACUGAGAAUAUUUUUAAAAACUCUUUUGAAAGACUCAAUUUUUUUCUUUAAAAAAAAUGCAAAAGUAUUAACAAUUCAACGAUGAUUUUUUUUUAAAUUAGGGGAUAGUUAAAUGAAUUCCAUAAAUAUUAGGAGAUUUUUCUUUUACAUUUAUCUAGGAUUUUUUAUUGUAAUUUGUGUAACUUGAAGGACCAACUAAAUAGUUUUAUAUUGCUUAUAACUCUGAAGUUAAAAAAAACACGUUUAAAUAAUGAAAGAAAGUUUUAUAAGAUCUUUAGAUCUCAGUAAAAUAAAAAUUGACCAAUAUUUGAUCAAAUAUUGAGGCAUCAUGCCGACAAAAAUAUAUAACUAAUAAUUGGGGAUAGUAUUUUAGAAAUCUUAGUAACUAGCUUAGCCAAAUUUUUCAAGAAAAAAGCUUGAUUAUUUUUUUUAAAACGCUACAAAAUGAUUUAAGUCGAAUAUUGAGCGUAUUUUGAGUGAAAAUUGAGCAAAAAUUAACCGUUAAGUUUUAAAAGCAGAAACAAUUGAAAAUACUAAAAAUUAAUAUUUAAAAAAAAACUACAAAGAUAGGUCUGAGUACCACUUUGGUUCUUCCAGAGAUAGAGCGUCAUAUAUUUUGUUUUGGAAUCAUACUCUUAUAUUUCUUCUAAUAAUCUGUUUAACCAAUUUUGAUAAAAUGAAAAUUAUUGAAAUUUUUGUGCAAAACAGGAAUUUAUUAGAAAAAUUCAUUCAAUUCUAAUCAGAUUAUUCUUCACUAACCCUUUGUGGACCACUAGACGCCCAACUAAGAGUUUCCUAAAAAAAAAUCGUUGUUUAAAGUCAUGUCAGAAUUUACAUAACCUAAAAAUUCUUGUUAUUGACAGCUACAUCUUUCAAAAACAACAAAAAUAGUUAGAAAUCCAUUUAAAGUCGCGUUUUUUUUUUUAUCUAUCACAUGGAAUAAUUUUUUAAAGCUAAAAACGAUCAUUUUCAAAAUUUUAAACUAAAUUCAUAAAUCUAGAUGUAUUUUGAAUCAAAAAAUUGUCACAAAAAUUGAUUAAAAUCACAUCAAGUGAAAAUUAAAUUAGAAUUUUGACUUUCUUCCAAUUACUUAUAUAAAAACUGUUGACUAACCGACUUGAAACACUGAAAAAAAUUAAACAUUAUUUUUUUGUUUUUCUAAUUAUUUAUUUUAUUUCCAAAAGAACGGUAAUGAGCUGAGUUUUCGUAGAUUAGAUUAUAAAGAUGUUUUCACAGAGGAAACGAAACUCGUUAGAAAAAAGAAGAAGAAGAAUGUUUCACUGUUUCAGUGUUUUUAUGUUUCAUGUUUUUUGCGAAAUGUUUUGACCCAAUAUUUGAUCAAUCACAUCGACUUGAAUUUAAGUACAAACCUCGACAGAAUUUUUACUGGGAUCACACAUAAUUAAUUUAAAUUGAGAUCAUUCCCCACUAAUUCGCAACAAUAAAAAUGUGUUCAAAAAUUAAUUUUUAUCAUUAGGAAAAAGCUGAAAAAGACUGUGCAAAAAUGACGAAUAAAAUGACUUUUUUUCUGUGCAAGAAAGCAUAAAAUAAUUAAUUAAGUCUACAUUAUUCUCUUCCCUUUGACGAUGCAAAAAAAAUCCUUUUUAAUUGAGACUUCCUCCUUUUUUUAUACAAACCUAUUUAAGUGUACCUAAUUUUAAGAUGAAAAAAAAUUGCAAUUCAAAUUAGGACAUUGCAUUUCUUUCACUUGUCUGCUUGGGAUAAAAAAAUCUCACAGAAAGUACUAUUUUACUUUAAAGAAGAAAAGAAAAUAUUUAAUUUUACUAUAUAAGAAUAUUAUUGAUUGUAUUUAAAAAAAAUUAAAGAAAAAAUCUAAUAUUGUAUUACAUGUUUAUUAGUGAAAAAAAAAAUCCAAAUCUCAAUGCCAAAAAAAAAUUAUUGAUGAAAAAAACUCCGAAAAGGCUAAAUGUUGAAAAAAAAAGAUUUUCUUUUCGAUGAAAUCUCGCAAGAAAAUACAAUAUAAAGGUUCUCUUUUUUUGUUCUUUAUGCUACAAAAAUAUUUUAACGAAUAGCACAAGAUUUUACUUGAUUACAAUAAAAUGAGAAAACAUGGAAAAUUUUUACAAAAACCAGUCCGAACUAAAAAAACAUUGGAAAAGUAUUUUUAAAGAGAAAAAAAAACCAAGAAAAUAAUGGAAAAAGUAGAAAAAACUGGCUAAGUCGUAACACAUUUAAUGGUGUCAACUAAAAAAAAAAAACUACAAAAGAUUUUUCAUAAACGGAAAAAAUAGUUAAAGUGGCAAAAGAAUAGCAUUUGUAUUUGUAUAAAAAAAACCUAUUAAUAUAUUUAUAGAAUAUAAUGAUAAAAAAAAUGAGAUAAAAAAAUAGUAAAACAGAUAAAUAUGGUAAUUGUAAGACUUUUUUAAAAAAGAUGUCAUCAUCAAAUGGAUUUCACAAGACAACAAACAAACAAUCAGAAGCACACAAAGCUAUUUUCGCAACAGGGGCACGUUUUAUUCUUGUUUAAGAUGAAAAAUAAAUUAAAUAAAAAAAUUAAAAGCAAUGAGAAAUACAUAAAAUUAACUGAAAAAAAAGGGAUUCUAGUCACAAAGAAACAACACAAGAAUUCACACACACAAAAAAAGAAAUUUCAUCACACAAAAAGCAUAGAAAAAAAACAUAUUCAAGUAAUAAAAGGAAGAAUUUUGAUAUGAUGCGCGUUUUUCCUUUGCAAAACACUCACACCCACACAUCUUUCUUCUAUGAUAUGAUACCAAUUUUAAUCAUUAUAAAUAUUAUCUCUAUUGUACACACGGAAAGACACAUUUUUAAAAAUAAAGUGAAUUAGAAAAA